Messenger RNA from Notolabrus celidotus (New Zealand spotty), 445 nucleotides. RefSeq names its product CMRF35-like molecule 1. The transcript has 2 exons. The coding region runs from base 49 to 372 and encodes 107 amino acids. Lineage: Eukaryota; Metazoa; Chordata; Actinopteri; Labriformes; Labridae. The record is from RefSeq and is a predicted model, not a curated record.
CUCAGUGAGAUGGUCCUCUGUUGAGUAUUACUCGGCUCACUCUCCAACAUGGCUGCUCUUCUCAGCGCUCUUCUCAUCUUUACUGGACUCUCAGGACUUCAGAGCACAACUACAGUCAGUAAAGUGUCAGUGAAGGCUGGAGGCUCCAUCUCAGUCCCAUGUCUCUACGAGGCCGAGUACACAAACCAUGUGAAAUACUUGUGUAAAGGAUACGAGUGGAUUUCCUGCUCCUACGCAGUUAAAAGUAAAACAACAGACAGUUCAGGGAGGUUUUCAAUCUCUGAUGACAAACAGAGAAGAAUCUUCACUGUGACUAUCACUGCCCAAACUCCUCAAAGCUUGUUAUUUCUGGUGUGCUGUGGAGAUAAAUAACUGGGGAGAUGUCAAGGCUUAUUUUCAGCUUUCAGUUACCAAAUGUAAGAAACCUUAAAUCAUUUUUUUUUUU